Messenger RNA from Ochotona curzoniae (black-lipped pika), 5732 nucleotides. It is a transcript of the gene CSNK2A2, whose product is annotated as casein kinase 2 alpha 2. The record is from RefSeq and is a predicted model, not a curated record. Gene Ontology annotation, molecular function: protein serine/threonine kinase activity; ATP binding. Gene Ontology annotation, biological process: regulation of chromosome separation; protein phosphorylation. The coding region runs from base 328 to 1380 and encodes 350 amino acids. Gene Ontology annotation, cellular component: cytosol; nucleus; protein kinase CK2 complex. The transcript has 11 exons. Lineage: Eukaryota; Metazoa; Chordata; Mammalia; Lagomorpha; Ochotonidae.
GCUGCCGCUGCCGGGGCCACCGCCGCCGCAGCUGUCGCCGCCUGGGUGCCGCGAGGCGAGCGGAGGCCGCCGCAGAGCGCGAGCGCUGCCCGCCCCGCCGGCCGCUCUCCAGGGCCGGGCCGGCUCGGCCGGCGCCCCCCGAGCCCCCAGCCCGCCCCGCUCGCCCGCCCCCGCGGGCCCGGCCUGGCGCGGCCGCCCGCCGCCGCGCUCCUCCUCCUCCUCCGGCGCCCCGCGGCCCGCCGCCUCCUUCGCCCGCCGCCCCGCGCCCCCGGCCGCGCCGCCGCCGCCGCCCUCUGCGCCCUGCGGCGCCCCCCGGUCCCGCCCGCCAUGCCCGGCCCGGCCGCGGUCAGCAGGGCCCGGGUCUACUCCGAGGUGAACAGCCUGAGCCGCCGAGAGUACUGGGACUACGAGGCUCACGUCCCGAGCUGGGGUAAUCAAGAUGAUUACCAACUGGUUCGAAAACUUGGUCGAGGAAAAUAUAGUGAAGUGUUUGAGGCCAUUAACAUCACCAACAAUGAACGAGUGGUUGUAAAAAUUCUCAAGCCAGUGAAGAAAAAGAAGAUAAAACGAGAGGUUAAGAUUCUGGAGAAUCUUCGUGGUGGAACAAAUAUCAUUAAGCUGAUUGACACUGUAAAGGACCCUGUGUCAAAGACACCAGCUUUGGUAUUUGAAUAUAUCAAUAAUACAGACUUUAAGCAACUCUACCAGAUCCUCACAGACUUUGAUAUCCGGUUUUAUAUGUAUGAACUACUUAAAGCUCUGGAUUACUGCCACAGCAAGGGAAUCAUGCACAGGGAUGUGAAACCUCACAAUGUCAUGAUAGAUCACCAACAACAAAAGCUUCGGCUGAUAGACUGGGGCCUGGCUGAAUUCUAUCAUCCUGCUCAGGAGUAUAACGUUCGCGUAGCCUCGAGGUAUUUCAAGGGUCCAGAGCUCCUUGUGGACUAUCAGAUGUACGAUUACAGCUUGGACAUGUGGAGUUUAGGCUGCAUGCUGGCGAGCAUGAUCUUCCGAAAGGAACCUUUCUUCCAUGGCCAAGACAACUAUGACCAGCUUGUUCGCAUUGCCAAAGUGCUGGGCACGGAUGAGCUGUAUGGAUAUCUGAAGAAGUAUCAUAUAGACCUAGAUCCACACUUCAACGAUAUCUUGGGACAACAUUCACGGAAACGCUGGGAGAACUUUAUCCAUAGUGAAAACAGACACCUUGUCAGCCCUGAGGCCCUAGAUCUUCUGGACAAGCUCCUGCGAUACGACCAUCAACAGAGACUGACUGCCAAAGAGGCCAUGGAGCACCCGUACUUCUACCCCGUGGUGAAGGAGCAGUCCCAGCCUUGUGGAGAUAAUGCUGUGCUCUCCAGUGGCCUCACGGCAGCACGAUGAAAACGGGAGAGCGACGGGUAAUGCGGCAUUGAUGCUUGCCAAUAAAACCAACCACACCCAAAUCUUGAAGGAAAACUACAGUGUGAUAAAAAGAAAUUCCAAUCAUUCCUUCUAAAUGCAAAGAAGAGUAAAGACCUAAAAGUCUGUCAAAAAGAAAGCAACUCCCCAGUACUAGUGGACAGGGAGCUGCUGUUGCGAUCUGGCCCUGCUCGUAGUUCAGGAUCUGAGGGCAUUCUCCCUUUGGAAUGCAUGGGAGAUGAGAAACUCGGAGUUGUUGUACGUUUCCCUUUAUUUCACAGGACUGCACUGUGGAGUUAACCUGUGCAAUCAACAAGCUCUGAAUAUCUGACUUCCUAUCUAUUCCAUUGUGGUCUGGGUUUCUUUUGAUGAGAAUUCAGGCUCAAGUUUUAGCAAAUGUCAGCAGUCUGUACUGACACACCAGCCUCAUAUCCAAGAAAGAGAUUAAAAACAGUGACAGUAUUUUUUUUAAACUUUUACAAAUUCAUGGAUUUUUUUGUUUGUUUGGUUUGGUUUGGCCUUUUUUUUUUUUUUUUUAAAGACAUGAGCUCUCCAGAAAAUGCCCUUCAGCCCUGCAGAUUUCCUCUUAAGUGUGCUGCUCAUUUGGAAGCAAACCACACCUGCUUUCACAAGAGUCCUCUUUGACUUCGAAGAGGCAUCACUUUACGUCUGGUGCCGUGAACAGGCCCCUGGGUCUCAAAAGUUCCAUGCUAAGUGCGUCACUUGGAUAGAACCUUUGUGGAUUUGCAUAACCAUAAAAUCUUUGUUGCUAAUUUUUUUUGCUGUUGUUGUUUGGCUUUUUGUUCUCGCAGUCUUGAAGGAAAGCCUCACCCUUCUCAGCAUACCCCUGUGUAUGCCUGUUUUAAUGCAUCUCUGAAACAAAGACCUGUUUUUGUUCACAACCAUAACCAAAACUGGAAAGUCAGUUUUCAGACAAGUAGGUGAAGGAAAAAAAUAACCUGUUAGAAUUUUUCAGGAAGGACUUAAUUGGAGGGAAGGGGUGAAAUGUACUGCCAAACCCCACUCCUGUUUCCUUCUUUUUAUCCCCCUGACAGGCGGUUUCUGGCUGUAAUGGGGUGAUGUGCAUUUUUCAGCUCUGCUGUGUGAAACAUGGGUGUGAUGGCAAGAAGCAGUCUGUCUUGCAUGCAGGAACUGGCAUUGGUGGACAAAGUCAUUCUUUAUUCAAGGGCCCAGGAGGAGGGGAGUGCACACGGGGGGGUGGGGAAGGAAGUGGUGCUCCUGGACCAAGUGCUCCGGAGUUGGAUCCCUGUGCUAACCCACCUUCACAGUAACAAAGAAAGAAGAUUUUGUUUCAAAAAGAAAUAGUGCUGAUACUGUUUUGAAACUUAGCAUCAACAUGGCUUGCCAUCAUCAGUCCCCUCACCCCCAGGGUGGAGCCGUGUUAGCUCUGGGGACUUAAACACGUAGGCUAGAGCUCAUGCCAGAGAUGUUCCCACACAUCACACUCUAGGAUUUCUUCAUUAACUAUUUAAUAGUGCCAGACAUUUUUAUGAAGUUAGACUGUUUGUUUAAAGCAUCUGUUUACAUUCCAUAUUCCAAUAAAAUCAUAUUGGUAGUAGGUCCUAUUUCUAAAUGUAGAUUCUAUUUUUGUUGUUCGGUCUAUGGGAACUUGAAAUAUAAACAAAACUCUUCUUAGUAUAGAGUUGUUUACGGAUUAAAAAAUUUUUAAACACCCCCCAAAGCCAAGAAAUAGUCAAGGUUCUCUCCCCAGUGCUGCCAGAUGUGCUGCUGUGCACAGUCUAUAUAAUGAUGUCAAUACUUGUUCUACCUGCAAAUCAAAAAUACAGUGUGAGCUCUCGGCCAAACCUUUGCUCUGUCAGGCAGCCUUCUGAGCACCUGGGGGAAGCUGAAGCCUUCACAUGUGCCUGUACAGGCAUUCCAGCCACUGCUCGCUGUCAGGGUUAUACACCGGGUGUUGUUCCUGCUCCCCUCCUGCCUGUCUCCUUUGUUACUUGCUCCCCUCCUGCCUUUUUAUUUCCAAAUUACCUGGACCAUGCAGGAACCUACUGGGAGAUCUUAGGAAGCAGUAACCAUGAUUCCCUCAGUUCCGCCCCACCCUCGGGUGCCCAGAAGCAGUAAACGUGUCUGGAAAAACAAAAUGAUUUCCUCCUCCCUCUCCUUGGGCCGUGACAUUUUAGGUGCAGACCCUGCCGUCCUGUGUGUCUUUGGGUUCUGAAACUGCAGCUGUGACACACAGGAGUAGUUCUUCCUUUUUGAGCAGUUUGUUUUUCUAGCACCUCUUCAUUUUACCUCUCAUCAUGCCUUAGACUCAGAGUAUAACUGGGUGUGAAACACCCCUUUUCUGUCUGCUCUUGACAACAAGGCCGUUCUUCCUCUAAAUGUAGGGAGCCUACUCCAACCUCUCCCUUUCACCUAUUUUCAAAACCAUUUUGUGUUCAGCUGGACCUGAGGCCCCUGAGAUUUGAGGGAUUUACCUGAGUUAGAAGGUAGUCUUUAAAACUUCCAAAAGAUGUGUGCAAGGGAUGGGUUUGGAUGAUAGUUGUGUGUGUGUGAGUGUAAGCUUGAUCUUACAUUUAGAUUAAACUGUGGUAAAAUUAUUCAUCCAGUAUCCAGUUCAGUUUGCAUAUUCUCAAACUCAUCUCAGUAAGUUUUGUUUGCUUCAUUACCUUAUAACAGGUUAAAAGUGCCUAUGAUAAGGACUCAAUUAUUUCCUAAGGAAAAGCAAAAAAAAACAAAAAAACAAAAAAAACAAAAACAUGGGGAACAGGGUAGUGUUACACUAUCAUCUCAGGUACUGCCUACGUUCAAGGACAUAACCCUGGCAGAGUCAGAGCCAAGGGUCCCUGUGCCUGAUGCAGGUGGAAGAGUGCCAUUUUGGUGGUCACAGAGGAUUUACUUCAGCUGAGAAAUCUCACAGAGUAUAACUGUGCUCUGCUCAGCGAUAUGUACACCUGUGGCAAUACCCUUGCCCCUGUCCCCCAUCUCUGUUAGGUGGCCGAGUAGGGAGAUACUGUUCAGUGCAGAAACAGGCCACAUAUUCCUGUGUCUGUACCACUUAGAGAAGCGCCACUGCUGGCUUGGUGAACCUCUGACUUACCAGCCACGUAGCUGAGUCUCCUAAUGCAUCAUCUGACAAUGCCUUCUCCAGCAGACAGGGAGAUACAGUCCUACUGGUUCGCUAGUGGAGAGUGGCAUAAUCCUUGGGUGUUUGGAGAGAUUGACCAGAGGAGGGGCUAUAGUUAAAGGAACCAAUAAGAAAAAUAACCUGAUGGUAAAUCUUAAGGUUGUCAAAUUAGAGGGCAGUGCGUGUUCUGGAACACCCUGCCCUGUAGAGUGGUUCCAGUGGGACUGAAAGGUACUGAGUCUCAGAGAGGGAGCUGGGUGCUAGGGAUCUGUGUUACUCAGGGAAAUGACUUAGGUUCUCCCAGGUGCUGCAUUGAUGAGGAGAGAAGCGAAACUAUUUGGGGACCCAAGCAACAAUUUCAAGAGUUUUUUGUGCUGGCAUUGAUGUAACUCUUAAGAGAGCCCAGUUAACAGUUUCCUUUAAUGCCCAGUCAGAUUAAAUGAUUUGUUUAGGAACUUGUGUUACUUCGUGGGCAUCCACAGGGAAAGGCAAACUUCCCUACUACCAAUGAAGAGAGGAUGAUAAUUGACAGUUCCCAUCACUUAAACCGAAACUGUUCCAGCAACAAGAGCAGGGGCCAAAUGAGCACACAUGAAGCCAAAGUUUGCCAAGAGCCUCAUGAAUUAAAACUGGGCAUGUCCUGCCUUUGCAAAUUCACUCCCAGAAUGGGAUUGGGAGGAGGGCAGGUGGCAGGGAGACAUCUGUGUGAGAGAACCAUUAGCGUGCUUUUGAGCUGUGUGGAUAUGCUAACAAACACGCUCCCCGCCCCCCCCAACCAGGUGUCACAGAGGCUGGUGGGGAAGGUGUGAUGGAAUGUACAGGUGAUGUGUACAUCUGUGUCGAGACUCAACAAUGUGCUACAAAUGUGAUACUUAACCCUGAACUGCAUGUAUUGGGGAUUGUUUUUAAAAACAACAAUACAACUUGGAGUCAAUAAAUUAACAGUUUUUUACUUGCUGGCUCUUGUUGCUGUAAAUGAUAACUAAGUUUGGGGCAGAGAUCUUGACAUCCAGUGGAAAGUUUGGAUAAUCUUCAAGAACUGUGGAGCCCUCUGUUGGCAGAAAAACGACAACACAUGGGCUGUGAUCCUUGACAAGUGACUCCUUCAGACCCAGUUGGUCACCCCUUUGUAUCCCUGGAGAACUGAUGUGUGACUGAUGUGCUGCUGCCCUGAGAGGGAAGAAAGAUGCCAUGUCAAAGCCUGUUUUCAUAAAUAAAGAUGUUGACA